AUAACAUACGACAGUUGCUCGCUUUACCCGUUGAAUGGGUUGCCUGUGACAGCACCUAACUUCAGCCCUUCAUUCCUUCAGCAACAAGGGAGAAACUCUCUGAACCUCACUUCACUCUCUAAGGCGGCCUAAAAGGUCAUACCGCUUGCAUGAGCGACGAAAAACGCUCUAUGCUUGGGAGCUCCCUUCCAAUCCCAACUUACGAAGAGGCGACAUCCUCCCGAGCCCCUAGCGAUGUCGGCGACAAUCCGCAUACCGAGGAGGAGGCCUCACGCCUCUUGGCCUCUUCGCACGGCCGGUAUCGGCAACCGACGGUCGAGACUGCGAGGAGUUCUCUCGAGAGUUCGUUUCUGGAGGAGUUUGGAGAUUCCGCGCGGCCAAGUAGGGAGAGUCUUGAGCGAGUGAUGGUGGAGAUGGAGAUUCUGGAACCUGGGCAGGGGGGGGAGGGUCAACAAAGGCGUGGGGGAGGAGGGAGACUUCGGAUGCAUAUAUCGAAACGCAUAUCCUCAAUAACAGACUCGCUCUCCGCUAUUUCAAUACCUCACCACUGGAAGAUCAACCCCCUUCGAUGGUUCUCUUGUAUUCGAAUACCGGAUUUGCCAUGUCUCGGCGAAGGCUUCGUUCCGUUGUAUAGAGUUAUGGGCGUUAUUAUCGGCCUGGUCGUGGUUUAUGCGUUGCUUGCAUCGGAUUCAGUUACCUUGAAUCCGCCACCAGGGGCUGGUGGAACGAUCGAGUUCGACAUAGACGCCCUUAAGGACUUUAUAAGAGAUUCGAUUGAUAAGGAUAAUAUCGAACAUUACCUGGAAUACCUGAGCCGUUUCGACCAUACUGCGGGAACCGAGGGGGAUUUUGUGCUGGCCAAGUAUGUUGAAGGGGAGUUCAGGAGCUUUGGGCUUGAAAGUGUGGGACUCGACGAGUAAGUUAUUCUGCUGUUAUAUUUUGGGUUGGCAUUAGAAAAUUCUAACAGAUUUCCCCUUUUUAAAAAUAAAUUUACAGAUAUAGUGUUUACCUUAAUUUCCCUAAGCCUAACGGGAGAAAGCUUGCAAUCAUCGACCCACCGUGGGAAGCUGCACUUGAAGAGCCAAAGGCGAAUGACGAUCGUGAAAACACACUUGUCUUCCAUGGCUAUUCCAAGACCGGUAGCGCUACAGGUCCCUUGAUUUACGCCAAUUACGGAGCCCGUGCUGAUUUCGACAAACUCGAGUCGCAAGGGUUCAAUCUGACGGGCUCAAUCAUCUUGGUUAGAUAUGGUGGGACACAGAUGGAUAGGGCUCUCAAGGUAAAAGCUGCCGAGGAACGAGGUGCGGCAGCCGUGAUUGAAUUCUCUGAUCCGAAGACUGAGGGGUGGGACCUGCCUGAGGGCUUUGUGCAGAGGGGUUCUGUGAGCUUGAUGAGCUUCAUAGUGGGGGAUGUAUUGACGCCGGGUGCACCGAGCAAACCGGAUUAUAAUAGGAUUCCGCUGGAGCACAAUCCUGGGCUUGUCGGGAUCCCUUCAUUACCUUUGGUAAGCCCUGUCAUUUGGUGCGUUGGGCGAUCUCGCUGACCCCUGUCACUCGCUCUACAGUCUUGGGAUAAUGCGAGGCAUCUUCUGCAAUCGCUGAGGGGCAAAGGGUCCAAGGUUGAGGAAUCAUGGACGGGAGACACACGAGGUGUCGAAGAAUGGUGGACCGGCUCAAUCAAUGAUUCGCCCAUUAUGGUCGAACUGGAAAAUGAUCAAGUCGAAGAGGAACGGCAUCCCAUCUGGAAUGUUCUUGGAUACAUCCGGGGCUCUGACGAUUACACAAAGCGUAUUGUGGUCGGAAAUCAUAGGGAUGCGUGGUGCUUUGGUGCCAGUGAUCCUAAUUCGGGGACUGCAGUGAUGCUGGAGGUUGCUAGAUUGUUUGGAAAGGUGUUGGAAAUGGGCUGGAGACCCCAAAGGAGCAUAAUAUUUGCUAAUUGGGAUGCCGAAGAAUAUAAUCUGAUUGGGUCAACGUGGGUCACUGUCCAUGGAUUGUGGUCUCUACAUCUGCUGACGAGUAUCUUAUAGUGAAUAUGUGGAAGAUAAUAUUGAUGACCUUCGCCUGCACGGCAUGGCAUAUAUCAACCUCGAUGUUGCAGUAUCUGGUAAAGAGUUCCGCGCUGCUGGAUCGCCUCUCAUCCAACAACCGCUCCUCAAUGUCCUCGAAAGAAUACGGAGCCCCUCAGGAAACGGCACGCUGCGAGGUGACUGGGGUGACAAAUUUCUCCCUGGCUUAGGUGCGGGAAGCGAUUAUGUUGCUUUCCAGGACUAUGCAGGAGUCUCUUCGAUAGAUAUCGGUUUCGCUGGUGACCCAUUUCCAUAUCAUAGUUGCUACGACACUUUUGAGUGGAUGAAGAAUACAGGGGAUCCGGGGUUCAAUCAUCACCUCGCCAUCGCCCAAGUUCUAGGCGUCUUAAUUAUAGAACUAGCUGAUACUCCCGUUUUGCCAUUUAAUAUGAUUGACUACGCGCACGCGCUUGGGCGAUAUACGGACGAUCUGGAAGAGCACGCCAAGGAGAUCAUGCAGGCGCAAUCGCCUGGCACUAAACUAUUGGAUUUUAAGGAUCUGAGGAAUGCUGUUGAGUCUGCUGAGAAGAGACUGAAGGAAUUUGAUGAAAAACAUGAAAAUUGGAUGGAUUACCUUGAGGCAGGGCUAGAUACGAAUGGAAUAAUUGCUCGGCAGAGCCGAAACGCCCGAAUGAGCAAUUUUGAAGAGCAUCUACUGGAUCUAUCCAAGGGAGGUGGAUUACCUGGGAGAGAGUGGUUCAAGCAUGUUGUUUUUGCACCUGAGGUAAGUUCAUUCCCUACCAUCUUAGAGGUCUGGUGGCUGAUUGGUAUACAGGCAUGGAGCGGAUAUGACGCGGGAUACUUCCCUGGUGUCAGGGAUGCAUUGGCCAGCAAAGACUGGGAGCUAGCUCAAAAGCAAGUGGAAAAGAUUGCAAAGGUCAUCGACAAGGCAUCCUACAAACUCCUUAAUUAGGAGCUUGUAUAAAAAGGUUCGGAACAUGAACGGUUUCCUUCUCUUGUAUCUCCUUUGCAUGAAAUGCGCUUGGUGUGGUUUCCUUUUUUUUGUUUUGUUUUGAGAGCAUUAGCGGGAGUAUGUAUAUUGUGCCAUCUUUUACAACUUCUUUCCCCUUUUUUUUUCGGUCCCCACAACUUUAUUUUCCUCGUUAUAUUCACACUUUUCAGCGGAUUAGUGCCUGGGCUUUCUCUUUCCUUCCUCGUUCUCAUCGUAUUUUGAAUUGUAUAGUUGGCCUCCUUUGCUCUGGAGCUGUAUCCAUGGGUAUGGUGCUUGGGAUUGAGGGGCGUUAAGAUGUACUUUUGAGUGCCCUCAAAGGUCUUCGUUCUCGGUUUUUUUUUUUUUUUUGGUUGCGGCGUGGCAGGUUGUACAUAAUUGGAUUAUCGGAUUGAUAAUGGGUGGGGGUUUUUAGAGAGAUCAUCAUAAUAAGUUUGGUAUUUUAUGUGCUGAGGGUUUACUCUCCAGCAACGAUGGGGUGGGGCUUAACUUCACGGGGAAGUGUGCGGCUUGAAAGAGGCAUUACAGAGACGAGGGACGUAUUCCGGGAGCGUAGAGAAAAGGAAAAAGUAAUUGCAUAGUUUCACCCCCGAACAGCUUGACCAGGAUAUGAAGCGGAAAUCCAUUGAAGACCCAAGGGGAGUCUUCCAGCCCACAGCAGAUACCAGUAUCUGCUGAACGAGGAACAGAGAAACCAAUCCCUCCUACUCCUCCUUUUCCGCCUUCUCCGCCUCCUUAGCCUCCUCGCUCCCCUCCUCAACCAACCUCCCAACCAGCAAGUACUUGCCCUCAAAGUGCUCAGCCCACCCGCUCAGCGUGGCACGCUCCUCCUCUUUCAGAUCCUCCAGCGGGUCGAUGGGCGCGCCGACCUCGGUGAGCACCUCCUCGUCGAAGCUAUUGAGUGCCAGGCCCCUCGACGCAUCGCGCCCCGCAAAGUUGCUGUAGGGCCCACCGGGCCCGUAGAAGCCCUUACCGGCGGUGACAUCGAAGACCUUGCGGUUGACGGCGAGGUACACUCUAGCGUUGUCGGUGCCAUUGAAUGGCUGCAGUGUUUUCGGGGUGAAUGUUUUAAAGACUCUGGCUCCGUUGGAGGAAGACUGGAGGGGCGGCGCUUGAGGGGGGUUCGGACGGAGGCGUGUGUAGAUGAGGUAGAGUGCUAAGGUUAGGAGGAGGAGGUUUACCGGUGUAAAGAUUGAGAUU
Messenger RNA from Tuber aestivum (summer truffle), 4214 nucleotides. NCBI's taxonomy places the organism in Eukaryota, Fungi, Ascomycota, Pezizomycetes, Pezizales, Tuberaceae. The record is from the annotation of a GenBank genome assembly.